Messenger RNA from Apis laboriosa (Himalayan honeybee), 4441 nucleotides. RefSeq names its product kinesin light chain (gene Klc). Lineage: Eukaryota; Metazoa; Arthropoda; Insecta; Hymenoptera; Apidae. Gene Ontology annotation, molecular function: kinesin binding. The record is from RefSeq and is a predicted model, not a curated record. Gene Ontology annotation, biological process: microtubule-based movement. The transcript is spliced from 7 exons. Bases 276 to 1922 code for a protein of 548 amino acids. Gene Ontology annotation, cellular component: membrane-bounded organelle; kinesin complex; cytoplasm.
UCCUCAGUAAAGAAUUAAACGCGAUUCCGCGAGGUGCCCCCCUUUAGAAAUUACAUUGCGGGACACUGUAGUGUAUAUAUAUGUAUAUUGUACAGAUUCUAUUUUUGUACUAUUAAAAACGGAAUAAAUGACUUUUUUACGACAAAUUCGAUUGACUGAAAGUGACAAUACGGUCGCGACUGUUCGCGAAGAAACGAAAAACAGAUCGAUAUAGUAGAAAGUUAAAUUUUUUUUGUACACGGAUUAGGUAGGUUCAACAGAAUCCAACAUUACCGAUGGGUAGAACAGAUAUGUCAAAAACGCUGAACGCUUAUAGAAUCAAAAAAAUAGAAAAUAUUGGUAGAAUGACGGCCAUGACGCAGGAAGAAAUUAUGGCUGGUGCCAGAAUUGUGGCCCAGGGUCUGGAAGCUCUCCGUGUAGAACAUGGAGGACUUCUUCAGGCUUUGCAGACCCAGGAUGCGCCAGUCGCAAGAGACAAAGCUAGUUUAUUAUCAAAGAAUAUUGAGAUGAUAGAAUUAGGCCUUGGAGAGGCACAAGUUAUGAUGGCUCUUGCAAAUCACUUACAAAUGGUAGAGGCUGAGAAACAAAAGCUUAGAACACAAGUAAGAAGGUUGUGCCAAGAAAAUGCCUGGUUAAGAGAUGAAUUGGCUGGUACACAACAAAAAUUGCAAGCCAGUGAACAAGCACUAGUCCAGUUGGAAGAACAAAAGAAACAUUUAGAUUUUAUGGAAAGCAUGAAGCAGUACGAUCCUGAUCCUUCCGCGGAUGAUGAGAAUGCUAAAGACAGACCGCCAGAUGAUCCUGUGGUUGAUCUAUUCCCCGAUGAUGAUGCGGACGACCGAAAUAGUAAGUCAAUAUCACCGACACCGCCUUCACAAUUUGCACAACAAGUGAAUGCUGGAUACGAGAUACCUGCACGUUUGCGUACGCUGCACAAUUUGGUUAUACAGUACGCGAGCCAAGGCCGCUAUGAAGUAGCUGUUCCCUUAUGCAAGCAAGCAUUGGAAGAUUUGGAAAAAACUUCUGGUCACGAUCAUCCUGAUGUUGCCACAAUGUUGAACAUUCUUGCUUUAGUAUAUAGAGAUCAAAAUAAAUAUAAAGAAGCGGCGAAUUUGUUGAACGAUGCCUUGGCUAUUCGUGAAAAGACGCUUGGUGAAAAUCACCCUGCAGUCGCUGCUACGUUGAAUAAUUUGGCUGUUUUAUAUGGAAAACGGGGCAAAUAUAAGGAGGCUGAGCCGUUGUGCAAACGUGCUCUCGAUAUUCGAGAAAAGGUUCUCGGUCGUGAUCAUCCUGAUGUCGCGAAGCAAUUGAACAAUCUUGCGUUGCUGUGUCAGAAUCAAGGUAAAUACGAAGAGGUAGAACGCUAUUACUUGCGAGCGCUAGAAAUUUAUGAAGGUAAAUUGGGACCGGAUGAUCCUAAUGUUGCAAAGACGAAAAAUAAUCUGGCAUCGUGUUACUUGAAGCAAGGAAAAUACAAGGAUGCUGAAGUUUUGUAUAAACAAGUAUUGACUAGAGCACACGAAAAAGAAUUUGGUGCUAUUGCCGGCGAUAAUAAACCAAUUUGGCAGGUUGCGGAAGAAAGAGAAGAAAAUAAGCAUAGAAAUAAAGAGAAUACUCCAUAUGGAGAAUACGGAGGCUGGCAUAAAGCUGCUAAAGUGGAUUCUCCUACAGUUACAACUACCUUAAAAAAUCUUGGUGCAUUAUAUCGAAGACAAGGAAAAUACGAGGCUGCAGAAACAUUAGAAGAUUGUGCUCUUAGGUCACGAAAAGAGCAGACAUUGGAGUUCGUGAAGCAAGGAAAAGUUGCGCAGCUUUUAGGAGAAGAGAAAGGAUCGACGAGACGCGGCUCGCGAUCCAGUUUAGCUAAUAGCGAACACGAGCAACAUGACGAGGACCGGAAGUAUUAUGUUCGUGCGCAGUAAGGGAUACUACGUAAGAGAGCUAUACGCGAAACGAUACCGGCAGGAUAACACAAGGGCUCUGCAUUGUUUAGUUGAAACAUUGUUCGAUGUCCAUUUUAUCCGAAUCGUUUUACGUAUAACAGCACAUUCCAGCUGCUUUUCUCGAUUAAUAAGAUGCAUCGUAAAAGAAGUAUUUCAUGUUGCUGACGUUUUCAAUACGGGACGAUUUAAGACAUGCUAGCGACUGACUGUUUUUGAAAUAGCAAGGAAAAGAAACACAGAAUAUAAGGCGAAUUGGUAUAUCUUGCUUUGAGAAUGUAUCUGAAUCAAAAAUCGUAUUCAAGCCAAUCAUUUUUUUUUUUUUUUUUUUUGUUUUUGCGUUUCUAGACUUUUCAACAGAAGAGCAAAAGAUAUUCAUCGCUGCAAGCAAUUAUAUUAUUGACCUAAAAAGAAAAAAAAACCGUCAUGUAUUCAAUUCUUUCUUCGCAUUGUAUAGUAUACGCUAUUGGCAUCUACGUGCAUCUAAUCAAGUCGUAUACAUAUCCUUUUCAGUUUGGUUCAUUCAUACCAUAAUUGAAGUAACGUGACAAUGUGUAAUCAUUCCACGAGUUCUAGCUUCUCUUUAUCAAAGUUCGAUAAAAAUCAGAUGAAAAAAAGCAUUCACAUUUACAAACAUAGAAGGAACAUUUGUAUGUCGCUUAGCAUUAUUGAAUGUAUUCCUACACAUCAUACACAGAGAGACACACAUACACCGUGCACGUUAGAAUAAUGCGAGUAUAUUCAUCGUCAUAUUAAAAGAGUGUGUAACAAGCUAGAAGGGGGAGAACUGCGCUUUCCCUUUCAUUUUUGUCUCUCGGAAUUUAUUUAUGCGGAGAAUAACGUAUAAACAAUAUUUGGAAAAGAUUUAUCUUUCCGGCCACGUUGAUUUCUCCGCCCUUUAUUUAUAAUUGUACAUUUAAGUACUUAUAUAUUAACGUAUUCGCAAAUAUUUAAUUUAUUCUCUCUGCGUUCGAUCCGUUGUUUAAACGACGAUACAGCAGUACAUACGACGAUCAGUGCAAGCAUGAUGAUUAUUAUACAUAUAUUGUAUUAUAAGAUCGUAAUUAUUUAAAUUAUUUUGAAGAGAAAGAAAGAAAAAUUUCAUUCUUUUCUUUUUUUCUGUAGUCACUUUUAUUAAAACGCGCAAAAACGAGAAUUCGUCUUUUGACAAAUUUGUAUAUUCCGCUUUAAACAUCGUAUGCUUUUAAAAGCCAAGAAUCAUAUUGUAACCGGCUGUGAAUUAAAAACUGAGUCUGAAAUUAUUUGAUCGUUUGAACAGUUACGACGACGCAGAAUGAUGAUCGUUUGAAUUAGUCGAGUCCUUAGUAGAUUUUAUCUUUGUUCAAGUUAAAGAUCUCACGUUUCUGUUUCGAACAUAAUAUUGCUGAUUUAUAUUGUCUGACAGUACAUUCAGUUACUCUGGUGAUAUGGUUUGCUCUAACCACUCGUUGAAUACAAGCAUGGAAAUCAUUAUUGCAAUAAUAAUUAAUAAUUAAUUAAUGUUGUAAUUAUAAUUGCUUCCAUAGCACAGUUGUUGAUGGAAAGCAAUUAUAAUUGUGCUUAGAAAUAUUGUGACAGAAAGUAGCGAGAGUAAUCUGUUAUGAGAUAUUUCCAUUAUUGCUUGAUAACAACGAAUGAAAUAAUCUUGCAGAAUGUUACCGAUUAAUUAUUAUAUAAUACUUGUUGUAUUAGAAUAACCAAACAAAAUGAAGAAAAAAAGUAACUUUUUACAAUGGCUGCUUGCUUGUUCAAUAUUCUUCUAAUAUCUAAACUAUAUUCACAUGUAUAUGUUGAAUAAUUAAGAAAAAGUUUAAAAAAGAAAAAAAAAAUUCGCUUAUGAACAAAAAUAUAUGUAACGUGAGUUCCAUUGGACUGGCCUAGUUCAAAAGAUUUAAGAUUGCACCUCGAAAUAUCGGUGUAUAUUAAUCAUUUACAGUCGUAGCGAUGAUGAUGGUUCGUUUUCGAUUACGUGCAAUUGCCGAUCGCGAGGCGAGGUUUCAUUUUUUAUUCGAGACUACGGAUACAAUCUCGGUAUUUAGUUUUGCGUCCAUCGAUGAUGAUUCUUAGUCGUUUUUUAAGUAAUCAUUUUUCCCCUCUAGCGUUAAUUUUCUUCAUUCUCAUAGUACAUGUUUUUAUUUGAUUUUCAUGUGUGCUCUCAUUACCCUGAAAAAAACAUGCAUUUAUUGAUAUACGCUAUCAUAUUCUGCGCCUGAGAGCUUGAAGGCCUAGAAUUAGUAGUUUUUAUUCAGCUUUAUAUCUUACAUUUUCUUUUUAUAAUUGUCUCUAAUGGAGAAAGAAAUGCUACUUACUUUUCUAUAUUUUAAUUAGCACUAAAAUAGCGCAUUUAAAAAGUAAUUUUUCUACAAUACCAAAUUCUGAAUUUUAAUGAAGUUUUUAAGUGCAAUCAAUGUGCAAUUAAAUUAAGAUUCUUUAUAUAAAUUUGCACUAUAUAUGUGUAUAUGUAUAUGUAUAUCACUUUAAUUUUUACUAUAAUUUUUGAA